Messenger RNA from Ustilago hordei, 531 nucleotides. RefSeq lists its product as uncharacterized. NCBI's taxonomy places the organism in Eukaryota, Fungi, Basidiomycota, Ustilaginomycetes, Ustilaginales, Ustilaginaceae. Bases 1 to 531 code for a protein of 176 amino acids. The record is from RefSeq and is a predicted model, not a curated record. The transcript is spliced from 2 exons.
AUGUCUGUAGAUGCCUCCAACAACAUCAACGACAAAGAGGCUGCCAGAGACUGGCAGUCCGGGAAGUCGCAAUAUCCUAAUUUAGAUGUCCUCAUCCAACCAGACGCUUACAUGCUAGCACGGCUUCCUCCGACAGCUCGUGUUACGCCAACAAUACUCGAGCGGCUCAGCAAGCCUGUCGAUCCAAAAGAUACAGAGUGUUUCUUCUGCACUGUCUCUCGAACGCAGCGAGAACUGAGUUUCCUUGUCUCUACAUCGGCAAAGCACAGCUGGGAAGAUCUGGAAGCUGAGCUCAAUCCAAACGGCAACAAGGCUGAAUCAGAUGGUUUUGGUGUCAAUGGACCGUGGCGAGCGUUCCACAUUCGAGGACCGAUGGAGUUUCGCCUGGUUGGAGUGCUUCUCGAGUUGAGCAAGUGUCUUGCAGCUCCUUCUAUCUCGAUCUUUGCCGUAUCCACUUGGGACAGAGACUACAUCUGUGUGAAGGGUGGGAACUUUAGCAAUGCAUGUCAAGCGCUGAAGGACGAUGGUUGA